Messenger RNA from Drosophila willistoni, 3159 nucleotides. It is a transcript of the gene side, whose product is annotated as nephrin. Gene Ontology annotation, molecular function: protein binding. The transcript is spliced from 16 exons. The coding region runs from base 3 to 3008 and encodes 1001 amino acids. The record is from RefSeq and is a predicted model, not a curated record. NCBI's taxonomy places the organism in Eukaryota, Metazoa, Arthropoda, Insecta, Diptera, Drosophilidae.
CAAUGCCAUCAGCAGCAACAACAACAACAAGAAUACCUACAACACAUUGUCAACUGCCACACAAUGCCCAUCGAAAAUCACGCACGAGAUGCACGUCCUCCCAUUGGUUAACAAUGUGGGCGAAUGUCAGCAAAACGCUUUCGAUUGUCGACCGCUCCUGGCUGUUAUUGUUGACUCUGUUGAUUUGCCUGCAACUGAAUGGGUCACUGGCGGACGAGGAAUCACAGGAUUUUCAAAAGAACAUACCUGCACGCUUGGUCUGGGCCGCUUUGGGCAGGACUGUGGAUUUGCCAUGCGAUUUGACACCGCCCACGCCUCAGGAUUCUGUAAAGUUGUUGCUUUGGUUCAAGGACACAACAGGCAUACCUUUAUACAGUCUGGACUCGCGGGGCGGCAAUGUAAAAUUGGCUCCACAUGCGGCCAUAGCUAGCGAUCUGGGCCAACGUUUAUUUUUCAGCAUUGGCGAUAAUCCCAAAGAUUCACGCUUGCAAAUAAACGAUGUGAAGCCCGAAGAUGGCGGCGUCUAUCGAUGUCGCAUUGAUUUCUUUAACUCACCCACUCGCAAUUUUAGGCACAAUCUAACUUUAGUUGUGCCGCCAGAGGAACCACGCAUCUUUGAUGCACAAGGCAAGGAAAUCUCUCAAAUGGCCGGGCCAUUUCGAGAGGGUUAUGAGCUAUUUCUCUGCUGUCAAGUGAAAGGAGGACGUCCGCCACCCAAGGUCACCUGGUGGCGCGAUGAUAUCGAACUUAUUGGCACCAGUCACACAUCGGUUGAGGAGGGAGCCACUGUAAUGGUUAACCAGUUGUUGAUUGGCACCACCACACGAGAUUAUUAUGGAACGCGCAUUGAGUGCCGCGCCCAGGGCACUCGUCUGGUUGAGCCUGUCACCAAGGAUGUCACCGUACAGGUUCACUUAAAACCCGUACGCGUCAAGAUCAUUACGCCGAAUGACCUAUUGACCGCUGGACAUCCUGUGCCCAUUCGCUGUGAAUCCUGGGGCUCAUAUCCGGCUGCGAAAAUUGCCUGGCUCUUGGAUGGUGAACCCAUACGCAAUGCCGAAGUUACUGUCCACAAUGACAAAGAGGAUGCCAACAUUACGACCAGCACACUGACCCUGAAGGUAACAUCGGAAAAUGACAAUGCGGAGCUGACAUGUCGCGCCACGAAUCCUUGGUUCUCUGGUGGCGCCAUCGAGGACAAACGUAUUAUACGUGUAGCAUAUCCGCCCACCGUGUCCGUGCAUUUGGCCAACGAGGAUCCCAGUCGAGUGGUUACACGAGCCGAGGGCCAAAAUGUGACGUUCAAAUGCCGUGCAGAUGCCAGGCCUCCGGUUACCAGUUACUCUUGGUUCAAGAAUGGUAUGCGUAUGUCUGGCGAGAGCACGGAAAUAAUGCACCUGACACAACUGGAAAGGGAGAGUGCUGGCGCUUAUGCUUGUGGGGCAACCAACACGGAGGGCGAAACGCGUAGUUCGAGCUUGACUCUUAAAGUGCAAUUCUCGCCACGCUGUAAGCCAGGCACUGAGCAAACAUCCAUUGGAGCCAUCAACAUGCACUCGAUACAGGUGAAAUGUGAGGUAGAUGCCGAUCCCCCCGAAUCGGUGAGAUUCAGUUGGACAUACAACAAUACGAGGAACGUGUCGCCGGUGCUCAACUCGAGAAUACAAUCGAAUGGACUGACCAGCACGGUGACGUAUCUGCCGCAAACCGACUCCGAGUUAAUAACACUGGCUUGCUGGGCCAGCAAUGCGGUUGGUAGACAGACAACGCCCUGUCAGGUUCACAUACUACCAGCAAAUCCACCUGAGGCACCAAAAGCCUGCGAAUUGCGCAACGAUACUGUACUGGAGGUAGUUUGUGUGGCUGGCAGCGAUGGCGGUCUCUCGCAAUACUUUAUGCUGGAAGUUGUUGGUGGAGAUUUACUCUAUGCCAGCGAAACGGCCGCUGCUGGCUUACCUCGUGGACAAUUUGGUGAAUCAAUUGACAAUGAGAUAUCCACACUGAAUGAUCAGGCGACAUCUGCACCCAUCUUUCGCAUGCAGGAGAAUAGUCCACAAUUUCGUUUGAAUAAUUUAGAGCCGGGACGUGAAUAUCAAUUUUUAGUUUAUGCCGUCAACGCCAAGGGACGCAGCGAGCCUCCGGUGGUGAUUGAACGCGUGCGCGUGGCUGCCCAACUGGGACCAUAUGAUGAGUCCAUACUCUCGGAGGAUCCAACGCCGGCGGAGACCACGCAUCAUGGCGGAAGCGGCAGCGCCGGUGGAGGAGGAGCUGGCGGUAAUGGCAAUGCCGUUGGCAAUGUUGGUACCGGAGCCAGCAUUGGUAAUGGUCCCGAGAAGCAAGCAUCCACACUAUUGAUAUUGGCCGCUGUUGUGGCCAUUGGAGCCGUCAUUGUGACGUCAAUUAUAGUGGCCGGCAUUGUUGUUGUCUGUCGACAUCGGCCGCGACCACCUGAACCGCAGGAGGUGCGCAAAAGCAUGAGGCCGGCGCGCAACGAUGUGCCCAGCAUGUAUAUCGAAGAGGAUGAACUGAAUGAGCUGGAAGAGGGCGGCGGACGAGCGGCCGAGAUUCGUGCACGUGUAGCACCACCCACCUCGCAUUUAUGUGGCCCCGGGGGCGGUGGCAGUGUUAUGGGUGCUGGUGUUGGUACCACUGGACCGUCUAGUGGCGGUCCAAUUGUGGGUCUGGGCGUUGCCGGGCCCCAUCAUUAUAUAUCCGAGAGCUUCAUACAGUAUGCGCAGCCCAGUCUAAACGGCGAUGUACUGCUACCUUUGCUUGUUACAACAAUGGCCAACCAACCGGUGACUAGUUGCCAUCCAGCCAUCUCGAAUGUGGUUGUGGCUCUGCCUCGACAUACCGAAUGUACUAUGCCAACUAAAUUUUAUGUAACUAAAUCUGUGCAGCAAGCCGUAAGACAACAAGCCAGCAUUGCCACCACCACCACCACCACCACCACUUCUACUGAAAAACACAAGCUGCAACUGCAACUGCAGCUGGGUAGCCAUGUCUGAGCCUCAUGCAGCAACAACAACGGCAACAGACUGCUUCAACUGUUGGCUCAACUGGCAACUGACGAUUGCAAACUGUCCACAUAUGGCAAACAAAAAUAAAAAGAGACAACAGAAACCAAUGCCGAAUCCUUCAAAUGCUUUUAAAAUACAA